AUGGCGGAUUUCAAUCAGGUCUUGGCGGGUGGCGCCCAUUUUGUCGCAAGAGCGAUUGAACAUCAAGUUCGACAGGCCGCUUCGUCGGUAGAUCCAACGUCUUCGGUCUUUAGUUCUGCGUCUGGCACUCCUACGCCAUCAGCAGCCUCGCCUCCCGCGACUCCAGAGCCUUCUACGGGUAACACGAACAACGACAAUCAAAAUAAUGGUGGCCAGUCGACUAAUUCCCCUCUACUAUUCUUUGUAGCCCUGGGGUUUGGUGUCGUUUUUACCAAUCUUUGGAUUAUCGUUGGUGUCAAGUACUGCUUUCGCUACAACGCACGUAAUCGACAGCUGCGAGGAUUGGAUGAAAAUGGAGAACCUAUCAACCUCGAGAACAUGCCCGCUAGACCACAUCGUCGACGUCGAGAAAAGAAGUUGAUGACGAUGGAUGAAGUCAACGAUAAAUUUCCUAUGAUGAAAUACAAGGCUUGGGUCUCAGCACGUGCAAGCGAAGGGCUGCCUACUGCGGGUGGUGUCUCUGCCCCGCCUAGCCGCGCCAACAGCGUAAGGAGCGUUGAAGGCAUCGUGCCGGAAAUAACGUCUAAAGAACAAGAAUCAAACGAGGAUCACAUUGAUCCUAGCUCUGUCCCAAAACCUACGGAUCGAGAAAGGUCUCACGCCAGUCAUGAGAGUCAGGACACCACAGCCGAUAGUAACCCAGCUGGCGACAACACACUUACCCACGCGCAAACCGCGGAAAGUAUAAUAAUGAAAGACCAUGACCAUCGUGCGAGUAUCGACGAAGAGGAUGAUGAUGACGAACACAUAGACGCUGCCCUGCCUCCCGAAUUGGUAGGUACUCAGGGAGAUACGUGCGCAAUCUGUAUCGACACACUCGAAGACAACGACGAUAUUCGUGGAUUAACUUGCGGCCAUGCUUUCCACGCUGUUUGCAUCGACCCUUGGUUGACCAACCGGAGAGCGUCAUGUCCCCUCUGUAAGGCAGAUUACUAUACACCUAAGCCACGCCCGCCUCCUGCAGACGGUGACCCGGCAAAUCCUACAUCUCACAAUGCCGAUCCAUCCCGAAGUAAUGGUCGAAUGAAUAUGCCGAGGUCUCCGCAACGCACGUUCACUUCAUGGAGCAACUUCCGGGGGGCUCCGCGUGGUAUGAUUGCGGGUCGCUUCGGAGGUGUCGGUUCGGAUUCGGCGAAUUACAACCGGCAACCACGGAUAUGGGAGAGAAAUCGCUCAGAACACCCACGAGAUCAUCAUCGUCGCCAUAACCCCCAACCUGAGUCUCAGCCAGCCGCAGCGGAGAACGCCGGGAUUUUUUCAAGAGUUCGCGGUCGUUUCCCACCAUUCCGACUGAAUGAGCUGAUGCGGAGGGACCGUAAUGGGCAAGCCCCAGAUGCAAGCGGGGUGACGGCUUCUGGUGCCAACGGCGGGGCGAACACUACACCGUCACAAUUGGAAGCUGGUGUACGACCGUCUACGACUGCGGUUAACUGA
This is a messenger RNA of Daldinia childiae, 1494 nucleotides long. RefSeq lists its product as uncharacterized. The record is from RefSeq and is a predicted model, not a curated record. Bases 1 to 1494 code for a protein of 497 amino acids. The transcript has 2 exons. NCBI's taxonomy places the organism in Eukaryota, Fungi, Ascomycota, Sordariomycetes, Xylariales, Hypoxylaceae.